Molecule: messenger RNA, 921 nt
Organism: Trichosurus vulpecula (common brushtail)
Lineage: Eukaryota; Metazoa; Chordata; Mammalia; Diprotodontia; Phalangeridae
Gene: CHMP2A
Product: charged multivesicular body protein 2A
Exons: 6
Coding region: 190-855 (221 amino acids)
Biological process (GO): protein transport; late endosome to vacuole transport; endosome transport via multivesicular body sorting pathway
Cellular component (GO): ESCRT III complex; multivesicular body
Source: RefSeq, a predicted model, not a curated record
GUCACGGCGCCAGAAUCCGGAAGCAGCUGCGGGUCUUGUGGGAAAGCAGGCGGCGAGCAGACCCCGGGCAGCGGCGGCGGCGGCAGCGCGGGGUGGGUGGGCCCCAGAGUCCGGCGGGGCCAGCGCGACCCGGAGGGCUUCCCGGAGGCGGCAGUUGUGCCACCAGGUCGGGGCCGGUCCAGCUCUACCAUGGACCUACUGUUUGGGCGACGGAAAACUCCCGAAGAGCUGCUACGGCAGAACCAGCGGGCCCUGAACCGAGCCAUGCGGGAGCUGGACAGGGAGCGUCAGAAGCUGGAGGCCCAAGAGAAGAAAAUCAUUGCUGACAUCAAGAAGAUGGCCAAGCAGGGACAGAUGGACGCCGUGAAAAUCAUGGCCCGUGAUCUGGUACGCACGCGCCGCUACGUCAGCAAGUUUGUGAUGAUGCGGGCCAACAUCCAGGCAGUGUCCCUGAAGAUACAGACACUCAAAUCCAACAACUCCAUGGCUCAGGCCAUGAAGGGUGUCACAAAGGCCAUGGGGACCAUGAACAGGCAGCUAAAGCUGCCCCAGAUUCAGAAGAUCAUGAUGGAGUUUGAGCGCCAAGCAGAAAUCAUGGACAUGAAGGAAGAGAUGAUGAAUGAUGCCAUCGAUGAUGCCAUGGGGGAUGAGGAAGAUGAGGAGGAAAGUGAUGCUGUGGUGUCCCAAGUGCUGGAUGAACUGGGCCUGAGCCUGACUGACGAACUCUCCAAUCUCCCUUCUACGGGUGGAUCCCUCUCUGUAGCUGCUGGGGGCAAGAAGGCUGAACCUUCUGCAGCCCUGGCCGAUGCUGAUGCAGACUUGGAGGAGCGCCUCAAGAACCUGAGGAGGGACUGAGCCAACUGGGAGGAGAGGAGGGAGUGCUAACCCCCACCCCAAGAAUAAAAGUUUUUAAGAUGCCAA